UGUUUACAAAUCUAUUUCGGGCUAGUUCGUUUUAUUCUCUUGCUUUAUUGUUUUGCAAAUUAGUGGCUGUGGUUUUAAUUUAAUUUUUAAUGAAUAUAACGAAAUUUGGUACCUUUUACCGUAUGUUACCAAAUUUCCAACAUCAUUUUAUACUUAAAAUGCCACGACAUGCUCAGACGCAACAUGGUGACGCGACGGUAGAUGAAGAAAACAUUGUGCUCUUAAAAAACGCAAUCUAUCAAACUGUGCCUAGCACAGAGCCUUUAACAUGCACGUGGUUUUAUAAUGUAGAUCCCAAUGUUCGCAACUAUGUAACAGCUAUCGCAAAUCAAGAUCUGAAAGUCGUACUCCCUGAAAAGAGAAAAGCGGAUAAUACGGAACAAGUUGAAGCCUUAAAGAAAGCCAGAUUAGAAACUAAGGCUCUCAAAGCAAAGCGCCCUGGAUUCUCCGAUGACCGUUAUGAUGAGACAUCUUAUUAUUUUGAGAAUGGCUUACGUAAAGUUUAUCCAUAUUACUUUACUUUUACAACGUUCACCAAAGGACGGUGGGUAGAUGAUAAAAUCUUAGAUGUAUUUUCACGUGAAUUUCGCGCUCAUCCACCUGAGGAAUAUAAACGCAGCAUACUGACUGGAUCUUUGAAAGUUAAUUACGAAUGUGUGCCAGUGGACUAUAAAUUAAAACACAACGACUUACUGUCGAAUACGGUUCAUCGGCAUGAAGUGCCUGUUACAGAUCAAGCUAUUACCAUAGUGCAUAUGGAUGAGGAUAUUGUUGUUAUAAACAAACCCGCUUCAAUACCUGUUCAUCCGUGUGGUAGAUACCGACAUAAUACUGUUGUAUUUAUUUUAGCUAAGGAAUAUAAUUUAAAGAAUUUACGCACAAUUCAUCGUUUAGAUCGAUUGACAUCCGGCUUACUACUCUUCGGUCGCACGCCUAAGAAGGCUCGACUACUCGAGCAGCAAAUAAGAAAUAGAGACGUUGAAAAGGAGUAUGUGUGCCGUGUAGAAGGAAAUUUCCCUGAUGGUAUCAUUGAAUGCAAGGAACCUAUUGAAGUUGUCAGUUAUAAGAUUGGUGUUUGCAAAGUAUCGCCAAAAGGCAAAGACUGCUCCACAACUUUUGAAAAAAUCAGUUACAAUGGCACCACAAGUGUUAUAUUAUGUAAGCCUUUGACCGGAAGAAUGCAUCAAAUUCGUGUUCACUUACAAUAUUUAGGAUAUCCUAUUAUAAAUGAUCCUUUGUAUAAUCAUGAAGUAUUCGGACCACUCAAAGGUCGUGGCGGCGAUAUUGGCGGACGUACUGAUGAAGAACUAGUAAAAGAUUUGAUUCAUGUACACAAUGCAGAAAAUUGGUUAGGUGUUGAUGAAGAUUUUGGAAGUGAAGGACUAAUAUUGCCAAAACAUGAUCAUAUUGAAAAUGGUGACAAAGAUGUUGAGGCCGUCUCAGAAACUUCUACUAUAGUUAAUGAUGAUCUUAAUAAAAUUGAUAAACCCCUUCUUGUAGAAGAGGAGAAAGAACAGACUAAUACAGUGUCAGUUGGUACACAAACCGGCCAUGAUCCACCUGAUACUGCAUAUAAUAAAGAAAAAACAACUGUGGAUGAACAUUGUUAUGAGUGUAAAGUGCGUUUCAAAGAUCCUAAACCGAACGAUUUAAUUAUGUAUUUACAUGCAUGGAAAUAUAGAGGUCCUGGUUGGGCGUAUGAGACGGAAUUACCAAACUGGGCAGAUAAAGCUUGGAGUGAAACAGCUGUUGAAUAAAUAAAAGUUAUUGCGGGUUUCCAAACUUCCUCGACAAAAGUCAUUCUUGUAUAAACAUUGGAUGAAUAUUAGGUACACUUUUAUACAGUUUAUACUGGUCAAGUAGUUUUUAUUAUUGACGUGUAAGUCUAUGAAAAGUUACUUUAAAAACAAUUUCAAUCAAUUAACUAAGCAUUUAAUUUUAUUGUGAAAUAAUGAAGUGCUCUAAAUUCUGUAUGAACGACAGUUAUUUCAUUGUUACAUAUAAUUGUAAUAUAUAAACAUUCUUAAAUAUUUGUUAUAACAAUGAAAUGUGUUAAAUUCAAAUAACGAAAAACGAAAUAUAUAAUUUUUGUCUGCGAAACAAUCAUUUAAAAAUUAAGGUUUUAUAGAGAGAGGACAAUAUGUUUUAAAUAAAUUAUUGAAUAAUUUUAUUUACAUCACAGUUGUUCUAAUAUUUUUCCACUAACUUAUUUUUGUUUAAAUAAGUUGAAAAUAAUACAAUAAAUAUUAAUUGAAAUAUA
Molecule: messenger RNA, 2260 nt
Organism: Bactrocera dorsalis (oriental fruit fly)
Lineage: Eukaryota; Metazoa; Arthropoda; Insecta; Diptera; Tephritidae
Gene: RluA-2
Product: pseudouridylate synthase RPUSD2
Exons: 1
Coding region: 90-1757 (555 amino acids)
Biological process (GO): pseudouridine synthesis
Molecular function (GO): pseudouridine synthase activity; RNA binding
Source: RefSeq, a predicted model, not a curated record